AUAUAAUAUAGUGUUUAAAGCAUAGUAAUAGCGUAAAAAAUUACACGCUUCAUUUUUAGGCCUAAAAAAAAAAAAGGAAAAAAAAAGGAAAAGACAGUCAUGACUAAUUAAUAAGAGACCUCAGAGAGAACAAGAAUCCAACGGCGGUCGGCCCCAACGCCCACCGUUGUAUUCUCAUCAUUUCAUGUCCUGUUUUCUCCUCUGUCUAUAAAUUCCACCCCCCCCCACAAAAAAAAAAUAAAAGAAUCGACCAGACCGAAUGGACGGCGCCGAUCAGUACUCGUCGUCGUCGUCGGCGGUGGGGCUGUGCCUCCUCCCCUGGGAGCUGCUGGUGCAGGAGAUCCUCCUCCGCCUCUCCCUCCCCGACCUGCUGCGCCUCCGCUCCGUCUCCCGCCCCCUCUCCUCCCUCCUCUCCUCCGACUCCUUCCGCCGCCUCUACCACCUCCGCCACUCCUCCGCCUCCUCCCAUGGCUGGGUCUUCGUCUUCAAGAAGCGGCCCCCGCGCGACGCCGUGCUCCGGGGCUUCCACGGCGCAGCCUCCCGCUGGUUCCGCAUCCCCGUGGCACCGCUCCUCCUCCCCCCCGGGAGGACGCUCUUCCUCCUCGCCGCCUCGGCCCUUCUUUUCCUCUUUCGCUCCAAUGGCCUCCGCGCCCUACUCGCCGUCGACCUCUCCUCCCGCUCCCUCCGCCGCCUCCUCCCGCUCGGCCCCCGCGGCACACUCCACUCCUGGCGCCGCUCCCCUCCCACCUCUCUCCUCCGACCUCGGCCCCGCCCACACUCCCCUCCGCUUCGCUUCCUCUUCGCCGAGCUCGUCCACCCGCCCUUCCUCUUCGAGUACGCUCCGACGGCCGACGCCUGGCGCUCCUUCGAAGCCGCCCCGCCCCCGCCCCGCCCGCCCGCGACGCCCGACGUCUACCUCCACGUCGCCCAAUCCGGCCCCGAGAGCCUCGUCCUCCGCGCCGGCCCCGACCCGGUCGUGUACCGGCCCCGCUUCCCCCCCGGCGAGGACCCGCGCGCCGGCGACCGGAUGCACGUGCACGGCAACGGCCACGUGGCGGUGAUCCGAUCGGCCGCCGCGGAGGAGGGGGCCGGGGGCAGGGCGCGCGCGCGCGUGGUGACCGGCGUGGAGCUGUGGGGGAUGGCCCCGCGCGGCGGCGGCGGCGGCGGCGGUGAGUGCGCGUGGGAGAUGACGUCGCGGGUGCCGCGGGAGGGGAUCGAGGAGAUCAGGAAGCCGUACGGGGUGAUGAUGGGUUGCCUGGCGGAGAGGGACGGGGUGGUGAGGCUGGUGCUCCUCUCCAACUGCAAGGGCUCCUGGGACUUGGCGUGGCUCUCCUACGACCGCGCCCGCUGGCGGUGGGCCCCCCUGCCGGACUGCGGCACUAAGGGCCUCAACAUGGCCGGCAUCGCCCUCUCCUCCACCUUCUCCCGCCUCUGGCCCUCUCCCUCCCCGUCCCCCUCCGCCGACGCCGCCGCACAAUACUGGUGACCCAGCAGUGACGGCGACGGCCACAGUGACGGCGACGGCAUGUCAAUUAAUUCUGCCCGUAGCUCCUGCACUCCAAACAAACAAAAACUAAAGACUUGGACUCAGGUGCACCGAUCUCAAAGCAAAUCACUGAUGGCUUUGUGAAGUGGUGUGGUUGGUAGCAGCAGGUUAAUUUGGUCUGAUUUAGCCAUUUUGGGGGUUGGUUGAGUUGGUUGCCUUGUUUGUCAGUUUGUAAGUUGAACUGUAUAUAUUAUGUCUAUAUAUUUUGCUCUUAUUUUCUGUGUUAAUUUGUUGGUCUAAUUGUUUGAGAAGCCCUGAUUGGUGAAUUGUAUCACGUAUUUGAAUUAAUGAGGAGACGGGAAAAAGAAAGGAAAAUGUCUUGGCUUUUA
Messenger RNA from Ananas comosus (pineapple), 1875 nucleotides. RefSeq lists its product as uncharacterized. Lineage: Eukaryota; Viridiplantae; Streptophyta; Magnoliopsida; Poales; Bromeliaceae. Gene Ontology annotation, molecular function: protein binding. The record is from RefSeq and is a predicted model, not a curated record.